GUUGGCGGAAGUUUCGAUUUUCGACUUUUUCGAUUUAAUUUCUCUAUUUCAAAUUUAUGGCUUUAUCUCAGCCCUGAUAGGAGAAGUGUUUGUACAUAAACAACGUGGCUUUAUCUCAGCUCUGAUAGGAGACGUUUUUUUGUACAUAAACAAUGUCCUGGAAUAAUUGGAGUCGUGAAUCAAGAAAGAGGAGGUUGAAUUACAAUGAAGACAUUUUCAAUGAUAAGUUUGAUGUCGAUGACUAUGACUCUCCAGAAAAAUCUCGCCAUAAAUCUGCAUCUAAGCUCACGUCAGUUACAAAAUCAUUGAUCAGGCAAAAUGAAUGGGACAGAGCUAUGGAGGGUUUCAAGGGACUUAUGGAAAAACCUCAGAAAAAGAAGAUAUCUUCAGACUCAAAGCAACAAAGUAACAAAGCAAGUGAAAGGCUGGAAGAUACCAAAAUUAGGAAGCCUAGUGACCCUAGAGGAAGAAACUAUGAUCCUCCUUUGUCGCAAGCGGACAUUGAUUGGGAAUCUUCUGACGAAGAGGGGGAAAUAUCUAAACUUUCCUCAGACGAAUCUCCACCACCAAGUCCAAAAUUUUCUUCAAAAUUCUCUCAGAAACAGAAAAAGAAAUGUGUCCUAGAAGACAACAGUGACAAUAGCUCCCCCUAUAUUCAAACUGCAUCAUCAAAAUCAUCAUUUUUGCUUGAGCUAUCAACCACAAAGUUAUCACCAGAUCUCAGUGGAGAAUCACCGCCAUCUAGCUAUACUGAUGGAAUAAUUGAUAUCUGUAUAUCAGAGUAUAAUUCAGACACAGAAAAACAAGAUGAUGAACCAUUGAAUCAAAGCAAUAAAUUGGGCUCAGAAGAAUUAGAUUCCUCUAUAAAUAUAUCCACGGCGACGCAGUCUCCACAAGAGCCCGUAUCAACUGACAAACUGAAGGGAUCUGAUUGGCUAAAGAAAGUCACAUGGCAUAAAACACCUGAAAAGUCGCAAAACACCGAGACAUGUGCUAAGACUCCAGUAGAUUCGGGUAAAAAGAAGAAACAAAAGUACAUCAGGGAUGGUCUAGCUGAGCAGUUACUUAGGUUACAGCAGAGAGAGAAAACAGCACAUACAUUUUGGAGCCAUAAAAAAACUGAAAAGAAGAAUGCUAUGAUGCUAAAGGUUAAAAGCAUUGAGAAAUCUGACUCACAUUUACAAAUCGCAACUUGCGUCAAUAUAUCUGAUCAGAUGCCAGGAAAAAGAUGUAUCCAAGGAGAACUAAAUAAUGGAAAUCGUACAAGCAGUGAUCCAAAAUCAACUCAAAAUGUUGUUGAAAAUAAUUCCAAACUCGAUAUUGUGAUGCCCACUAUAGAGCCAAAUGAAUGUGGAAAUGCAUCAGAGUGUUUUGAGAUCCCCAAAGAAGACAUUGUAAUGUCCACCAAAGAAACAAGUGAAAGAGGAAAUACUUCUGAGGGUUUCGAUAUCCCCACAGAGGAGUACAUAGUCUUGUUGAAAGAGGAUCAAGCUGUAAAGCAAGGCUGUGUCAUCAAGAUAGAUCCACCAUGGCAAAGAUUGGAUCUCCCUAGUAGUAAAAAGCCAGUGAUUUUAUGCACUCAGUUCACUCAGGUCAUCCAGCAACCUGAUGAUGUCAUGAAGCAACCUGAUGAUGUCAUGAAGCAACCUGAUGAUGUCAUGAAGCAACCUGAUGAUGUCACAGCUAAACCCAAGCCCAGCAAUUGUCUUGUACCAAUAGCAUCAUGGCAGUGCCCUUGCUCAUUAGAUCCUGAUGUCUGUUACAAAGAUUGUGUUGCCAAUAUGAACCCUUGUGUAGGAACAUGGGCACCUGGCCCCAAGAGCAUCCAGUGUUUUAACAGUCCAACCAAUCCACCCAGGUUACAGCUAGUAAAAUCACAACCCUCUCAACUUGAUACGCCAGAAAUGCCCAGAUCCAUACUGGAGAGCAUUGAGAAACAAGGGGAUGGGGCCACAGUAUCAUUUCGUGCCACUUUACAGAGGUUGUUUUGUUGGAAAGAUUCAAAGACAGAAAGAACAGAACAGACCAUGAAGAAGACCAGUAUCAAUCCAACUGACCAGAAUGAUAUCAGAUUCUCUUUGUUAAUUGAGGACAUCUAUGGUUCAUUCUGUGUACUAGAAGUUCCACAUGGCUGGGCUGAGAGCAAGCAACAAAGAGACUUCAUAGAAGAGGCAGUUGCUAAAGAAUGUAUUUUUACAUCACUGAAAGUCACACAGAGAACAUACAAGGACAGAUGUCUAGGUCUAUUUGGUGUUAUUGAGAGUGUCUGGAGACCUGAUGUUCUAACUGUUAAACAUUCCCAAGAGUCACAAGAGUCCUGCCCUGACAUUCCAUUAAUCCAAGUGCCAACAUUUUGCUACAAACUCACUCCCACAUCUAGAGACUGGCUGAGGGUAGCAUCUGCAGACAUCUCAAAAAUACACUACAAGUCAAGCAAUCUGACUCUCACUGAUCUACAGAAACCAGAUAUAUCACAAAGGUGUAGUGUUUACUGUAAACCCAUCUACAGUAGGAAAAAUGUUGCAUCACAAGGUAACAUCCACCUAUAUGUCACAGACUCCACAUCUGGUGGUCACAUACCACAUAUUACAGUAGGGCCUAGAUGUGUCACAGAUGACCAAGUUGCCAUGGCGAUACAAGAGGGCACAGAUUGUUUAUACCUACAGGACCUUCUAGUCAACUCAGGAAAUGUAUGCUGUGAUGAGUACACAAGGCUCUACAGUGGUAACAUAGUCCCUAAAUCCACCAGGGAAAAGUUGCUACAAACCAAGAUGAACAUUCCAGAAGUUUCCCUGAAUUCCAAGAAACAUAGUAUUGUUUCAGUCUGUGGAGUAAUAACAGGUAUAGAUGAAAGUACAGCCUAUGCCUGGCCAGUAUGUGACCAAUGUGGCAAUGAGAGACUCCAAGCAAAACAGAAUACCAGAGAGCUGUUCUGCCUGGAGUGCAAAUGUUUUGUGCUACACCCAGUGACCAGGAUGAGGUUAGAUGUUCUGGUACAAACAAAAAUGGCUGAUAUUGUGAAAGUGCAGCUACUCCAGUCAACCAUAGAGAACUUGCUUCCAACUGACAGUGCAGAUGAAGAGGGCUAUGAUCUGGAUUGUGUACUAAAGAGACCCAUUGGGCCGAUAUCUUGUAUAACAAAAGAGACUUUACAUGAAAUUAGACCUUGUUUGAGUUUGGAAGAAAUAUGUUUAAAAAUAAAUAACUAA
This is a messenger RNA of Owenia fusiformis, 3209 nucleotides long. NCBI's taxonomy places the organism in Eukaryota, Metazoa, Annelida, Polychaeta, Sabellida, Oweniidae. The record is from the annotation of a GenBank genome assembly.